Messenger RNA from Anopheles moucheti, 997 nucleotides. RefSeq names its product GTP:AMP phosphotransferase AK3, mitochondrial (gene Ak3). Gene Ontology annotation, cellular component: mitochondrion; cytoplasm. The record is from RefSeq and is a predicted model, not a curated record. Gene Ontology annotation, molecular function: AMP kinase activity; ATP binding. NCBI's taxonomy places the organism in Eukaryota, Metazoa, Arthropoda, Insecta, Diptera, Culicidae. The transcript has a single exon. Bases 156 to 806 code for a protein of 216 amino acids. Gene Ontology annotation, biological process: nucleobase-containing compound metabolic process.
GGCAUCGGUUCCAAAGUGCACUGAUAAAAGCGAGCCAUAUGACAGCCAUGCUAGGCUGAAAAGGUUUCCGAUCGUGUACGGUGAGCGAAAGGUGAUCGCGCUUUUGUACAUUAUUACUGGUUUUUAAGAGUUUUCUAUUAAAACAACACACCAGUAUGGCUAGUGGGAAGCUGUUUCGUGCAAUCAUCAUGGGUGCACCCGGAUCGGGCAAAGGAACCGUGUCGGGCCGAAUUGUCAAAGUGUUUCACCUGAAGCACAUCAGCAGUGGUGAUUUGCUGCGAUCGAACAUCGCGAAGCGCACCGAGUUGGGAUUGAUCGCCGACAACUACAUUCGGGAGGGCAAACUGGUGCCGGAUAUUUACAUAACAAAGUGCAUAUUGAAUGAGCUCGAACAAAUUAAGUCCUCCUCGUGGUUGCUGGACGGCUUUCCUCGCACGCGUGAACAAGCGGAUGAUCUAUGGAACCAGGAACGGAUCGAUUCCGUAAUCAAUUUAGACGUGCCUUUCGAUGUGAUCAUCGAACGGAUUCAGAGUCGCUGGGUACAUUUGCCUAGCGGACGAGUGUACAAUGUAGGGUUUAAUGACCCUAAGACUCCAGGUCGGGAUGAUAUCACUGGGGAACCGCUUAGUCAACGGCCGGACGAUAAUCCGGUGGCUGUUCGAAAACGUUUAGAGGUGUACGAUGCGUGUACGCGCCCCAUAAACGAGUACUUCAAUGAGAAGGGCGUGUUGGUCACAUUCAAGGGGAGCACCACUGACGAAAUAUGGCCACAUGUGAAGCAAUAUCUCGAAGCGAAGGUACAGUGAAGAAGUACCGUGCUAAACCAUAUCCCCAGAAUUCCAAUGAAACAUACCGGCACAAACAAGCUGCACAGUAGUAGAUAAGAUAAUACAAGUGUACGAUAACGUUAUAUCCCAAUAGCACCUCGAAAAGUAAUUCCAUUGUAAUUCCACUGCGGCGACAAUAAGCAAUUGUAAAGCAAUUUUAAAUAAAAAAG